This is a messenger RNA of Solea senegalensis (Senegalese sole), 1618 nucleotides long. It is a transcript of the gene olig2, whose product is annotated as oligodendrocyte lineage transcription factor 2. Gene Ontology annotation, biological process: regulation of DNA-templated transcription; myelination; neuron differentiation. Gene Ontology annotation, molecular function: DNA-binding transcription factor activity; protein dimerization activity. The transcript is spliced from 2 exons. The record is from RefSeq and is a predicted model, not a curated record. The coding region runs from base 112 to 927 and encodes 271 amino acids. NCBI's taxonomy places the organism in Eukaryota, Metazoa, Chordata, Actinopteri, Pleuronectiformes, Soleidae.
UUGCCAAAUGGGCUGUCACAUGCAGUGUGGAGUAAGUGGAAGAUUUGACCUUUAGGUUUUUCACACCAUCGCGAUUGGAAAGAUUCCCGAGCAUCGUUUAGGACAAGAACUAUGGACUCUGAUACAAGCCGUGUUUCGAGCAGACCGUCUUCCCCUGAGGUAGAUGACAUUUUCCUGUCCACUCUGAAGAAAUCCGUCCACGGCUUCACUGGUGCUGUGUCCUCCACGCAGAGCGACUCUCCGUCAGACACACUCAGCCUGCACGGCCUCUCCGCCUCCGACGAGGAGUCUUUGUCCCUGCGCCUGUCCAAGAAAGACCGCAAACUCCUGUCAGAGAACGAGAUGCAGGCGAUCCGCCUCAAAAUCAACAGCCGUGAGAGGAAAAGGAUGCACGACCUCAACAUAGCUAUGGACGGACUGCGAGAGGUCAUGCCCUAUGCGCACGGACCAUCCGUGCGUAAACUCUCCAAAAUCGCCACGCUGCUGCUGGCGAGAAACUACAUCCUGAUGCUCAGUAACUCACUGGAGGAGAUGAAGCGGCUGGUCAGCGAGAUCUACGGCACCAGCGGACACCACGGCGGCUUCCAUCCAUCAGCCUGUACGACUAUGACGCACGCGGGGCCCGUGCCGGGACACCCAGUGCCGUCCCAUCCCGCACACCCGGCGGUGCACCACCCGCUCCUCCCGCCGGCCGUUUCCACCGCCUCCCUGUCCGCGCCCAGUAUCUCCGCCGUCACAUCUGUCAGACCGCACCACGGACUCCUCAAAACCCCCGGUGCAGGCGCAGGGCCGCUGGGCAGCAGCUUCCAGCACUGGGGCGUUGGCACCGGGAUGCCCUGCCCGUGCAGCAUGUGCCAAGUCCCGCCUCCGCAUGUGUCCAGCAUGACGACCGUCACCAUGCCGAGGUUGGCCAGCGACUCCAAGUGACUCAAAACUGAAUGGGAACGAACUUUUGCGGUUGUUACAGACUCUCUUCGUACUUAUUACGCGUUUUAAUUUAUCUUUUGUGGCUGAAUCCGUUGCUUCGACGGGACAAGUAAAGACCAAUUGAUUUCCUUACUGUGACUUUGGAGUUUUUGCAACUAACUUAGUGUUUUAUGGUUAUUAACCUCGGUUGUUAAUGUCACAGAGCUCACGCAGCGCAAUGAAAUCCACCUGGAAGUUAUAGUUUCUGUGUUUCCCAGUUAUUUAAAGGUCACACUUCAUUGAUUAGUUGAUUUCUUUUCUGUUUUGUCAGCCAGGAGGGGAAAUGGUCCCAACUUGAAUCAGACAACAAAUCUAGUGUAAAUAUGUAGAUGAAUUAAUCUGUUUAAAUAGAUAUUAUAUAUUAGAGUGUUGUUAAUGUGUGGGAAGACUCCCCCACCCCUCACAUAUUGCACCUGCUUUAUUCUAUCCGUCUAAUUCAAUGCUUCUGUCCUUAUUUUCUGCCCAGUGGGCUGCCAUUCACUGCCUGGCCCACACAAUGACCACUUCUUUAUUUUUUUAAUAAAACAAAAAAUGAAAGGAAAAGAAAACGAUAUUUAUUUACUUAUUUGGAACGGUAAUGUGAGACAAAUGUCUGAUUCUGUUGGGGUUUGAAAUGUAAAAUAAAGAUGAUUAAUUGAAUAAGGGAAAACCA